Striga asiatica is the source of this 1467-nucleotide messenger RNA. Lineage: Eukaryota; Viridiplantae; Streptophyta; Magnoliopsida; Lamiales; Orobanchaceae. The record is from the annotation of a GenBank genome assembly.
AUGUUUUGCUCCAAGGUCUCUGCCAAUUGCUCUAUUGCUAACGGCAAGCACGGCUCGACCACCAUGCUAACGAGCCCUUGUCAUCAGAGGCCUAAAACGAAGAUCGUUUGCACGCUAGGCCCUUCAUCUCGCUCGGUGGAGACCUUAGAGGAGCUUCUUAAGGCUGGCAUGAGCGUAGCUCGAUUCAACUUCUCUCACGGCACUCACGCCUAUCAUCAGGAAACUCUCGACAAUCUCCGUGAAGCCAUACGCAAAACCGGCAUCCUUUGCGCCGUCAUGCUGGACACCAAGGGUCCCGAGAUACGAACGGGUUUCCUUAAGGAAGGGAAGCCGAUUCAGCUUCAGCAGGGUCAAGAAAUAACCAUAUCGACCGACUACAACAUCAAGGGAGACGAGAAAAUGAUCUCGAUGAGCUACAAUAAGCUAGCCGAAGACUUGCGGCCACAAAGCACAAUAUUGUGCUCUGACGGGACAAUUUCACUCACGGUCCUCGAGUGCAAUAUAGAUCAAGGGCUUGUCCGUUGCCGUUGUGAGAAUACGGCUUUCUUGGGCGAGAGAAAGAACGUCAAUCUCCCGGGAGUUGUUGUGGACCUUCCCACCUUGACCGAUAAGGACAGAAACGAUAUUUUGGAGUGGGGUAUUCCUAACAAGAUUGACAUUAUUGCCCUCUCCUUCGUCCGCAAGGGCUCUGACCUUGCUGCCGUGGAGAACCAAGAAGGGGUGGCAAACCUCGACGACAUCAUCGCCAGCUCGGACGCGUUCAUGGUGGCGAGGGGCGACCUCGGGAUGGAAAUCCCGAUCGAGAAGAUAUUCCUUGCUCAGAAGACGAUGAUCGAGAAAUGCAACAAGCAAGGGAAGCCAGUUGUCACGGCCACGCAAAUGCUCGAGUCAAUGGUCAAAGCCCCACGGCCCACACGAGCCGAGGCCACCGACGUGGCAAACGCAGUUCUCGACGGCACAGACUGCGUAAUGCUGAGUGGCGAGACGGCCGCUGGGGCCCACCCAGUGGAGGCCGUCCGAACCAUGGCUCGGAUUUGUGCGGAGGCAGAGAACUAUCUCGACUAUGAUCGGGUUUUCCAGAAGGCUGUGGCUGGGGCCACGCUUGUGGUUGGGCCCGAGGAAAGUCUGGCCUGUGGUGCGGUGCAGGCUGCGAGGUCGGCUAGGGCUGCCCUGAUUGUGGUGCUGGGCGGGACGAAUGUGGCUAAGAUUGUGUCCAAGUACAGGCCACGCGUGCCGAUUGUUUUAGUAGUGGGAGGGGAUGAGAGGGAGUUUGGGGCUGGGCAGGGGAUGAUUUCACGCGGGGUGAUUCCGGUGGUGCUUGGUUGUGAAGGAUUGAGUGUUGAGGAAGUGCGGGGAUUGGCGCUGAAAGAAGCCGAGGGUAAGGGUUUGUGCAGGUUUGGGGACUUGGUUGUGGUGGUGCAGCACAGUGGAUGUUGUAGCUCAAAUCAAAUUUUGUGGAUUGACUGA